GAUUAGAAUAUCUUUGAGCACAGUCAAACCGGCUGAGCAACGGAGAGUUUAGCUGCGGCAUUUGAAAUGCUUUUAUAAAAUUUAACAAAUAACCUACAGUAAAUGUAUAUCAAUAUGGAGGAAACGCCCUUAUCACAUCAUAAACGUCUGGCGUAUUGCACAACACGGCUGCAAUAUAGGCAAGGACGCGAACUUAAAGCUGUGAAGGUUUAUACGGUUGCUAGUGAGUCGCGGCAUAUAUUAAUUUUUGGUGUGCCAAAAGUCAACCUACACUCUGAAAUAAAGAAUAAACUGCAACAAUUCGGGAAACUGCGCUCCUUCAGCUGUGUUACCAGCGAAAUGGCUGGACGAAUUGAAUUGGAGGCCUUUACAGACGUCUAUGCGGCACAAUUUGAGCGUCUGGAGCACGCCCGUCGUGCGAAACGUCAACUGGAUGCAAAACAGUUUUUUGGAGGAAUUUUGCACAUUUCCUAUGCACCCGAAAGAGAGAAUUCCCAAGAGUUGCGGGAGAAGCUGCUGCAGAGGCGUAAAGAGAUCAUCCAACGAUUGCAGCGCAAUCGAUCAGAACAAUCACAUUGAAAUUGUAUAAAUUAUAAUUUGUGGAUUUUAUUGAACCUCCUAACACAUGAUAACACGAGCCUCAAAGGCUGAACGAUGAUGAUCCUCGGUUGAUUACCCAAUGUUAUAUCAUUAUUAUUUUUGUUUCGUUCGGCGCAGCUCGUGAUAGUAAUUUAGUAAGCUAAUGCGUUUCGCCCACACCUGCGCGCCAUAGUUCGCCCAAAAGCUGAAAGACAUUGGAAAGAUGUCAAAUAUCUGAAAUGGAGGACGUGCUAUUUAUGUUGUUACUCACAUGCCGAACAGAGCUCCACCUAAAUGUGCUGCAUGAUCAAAGAAUUUCCAGCCCAUGACGCAGCCGGCAAAAUCGAUGCCCAUGAUAACUUUAAUUGCAGCUCCCGCAGAGAACGUGACAGUUGGCAGGAACAAAAUGCUCAGUUGUGUAUCCGGGUAUUGUGCACAGACGUAGGCCAGGACGGUCAUAAUGGCACCUGACUAAAUUAUAUGAGAUUUUGAAUAAAUAUAAAUGAAUAAAUAUA
This is a messenger RNA of Drosophila mojavensis, 1094 nucleotides long. Its product is annotated as RNA-binding protein 48. Gene Ontology annotation, cellular component: nucleoplasm. The transcript is spliced from 3 exons. Lineage: Eukaryota; Metazoa; Arthropoda; Insecta; Diptera; Drosophilidae. The record is from RefSeq and is a predicted model, not a curated record. Gene Ontology annotation, molecular function: nucleic acid binding. Bases 103 to 579 code for a protein of 158 amino acids.